Molecule: messenger RNA, 2123 nt
Organism: Galleria mellonella (greater wax moth)
Lineage: Eukaryota; Metazoa; Arthropoda; Insecta; Lepidoptera; Pyralidae
Exons: 3
Coding region: 301-1020 (239 amino acids)
Source: RefSeq, a predicted model, not a curated record
UGAACUUUUAGAGCAUCUGGUGUUUUUCGUCUUCAUUUCAAACUAUCAAACUUUACUUGGUUCGUUUUGGAUUCUUAAGUAGUUAUAUUAUUUUUUUACAUAUCCACAUAUUCUAUUUUUUUUUUUUUUUCAUUUAGUAUAUUGUAAAGUUAUUUAGAAACUUUGAGAACCACAUACCAAUGAAUCUCUUGGCAAACAACGCCAUGACGUGAGAUUGAACGCGAAUUAUGUCGGCAUUGCGGUUACUUUUCAAUUUCUCAAAUAGAAUCGGACUUUUUCACAAACAGUACAGUUUUAAGAAUGUGCAGGCAUGGAAAAGUGAGAAUAAAUAACUUUUUUAAACAAUUAGUAUAUGUAUCGGUGUUUUUCAAGUUUUUGAGUAUUAAAAACUGUAUAUUUCUGUUUCUGGAAAAUAUGAUGUCAUAUGAAGAGCGGCGUCGUACCGGUCGGUACAUAGCUAUCUUAGUGGGCAUAAGUUUAUUCCUGUUGGCAAUGUACCACGCUUGGGUCCGUAGGAUACCCAUCGUGGCCAGUCUGGUGGUGCCGGCGUUGAUUAUGUUUGUAUAUGUCGCCUGGGUAUUAUACACCGCAUCGAGGGAUAAACACAGGUUGCUGGUAUUAGAUGCUGAAGCGGCUUUAAGCGUACCCUCGCCAGAAGGAACAGAAAACGAUAUUCAGAUAUCCGAGUUGAGCCACAAUAACGAAAUGCCUCUAGCUUCUACUAAAGAAAGCAUCAAACUAAACACUCUAGACAUUUCUAUUCAAAAAGAUUGGGUAGAACCAUCUGUACCUGUUUAUAAAGAAGAUAAUAUCACUAGAAGAGAAGAACCGCGGUUUAAUAUGCCAUUAAUACUAGUUAACGGUCAACUACCCGAGGAUUUAGAUCAGAGAUGGGUAAAUGUAGUGGAAACUGUUACAAACAGUGAUAAAUUCAGAUGGUUACCCCCUAAGAGGAGACGCAAGCGUAAAUUUUGUAGGAAAAAACAUCCUGUAUUUAAAAGAUCGUAUUCCAUUGCUUGAAAUUGUAAAUACUCUAGUAUUUUUUAUUGAAAAUUAAAGACAUAAUAUUUGAAGACAUUGCCUAAUUAUACAGUUUUAUAUACUAUUGAAAACGACAAAUAAGUUGACGAUUUUCUUGAUCAAAAUUGGUAAUCGUCACUUAAAAACUUGAAGAUGGACAUCACAAAAUAUAUUGUGGUUCCAAUGGUGCGUUGCUAUUACUGGGGACAGAGGUAUUAUACAUCUUAUGUAAGAGUUUCUACUGGCAAUUUUAUCCUUCAGGCCGAAACAGAAUAAUAAAGCAGGCAUACCUGCUUUAUGGCAGAAAUACUUAAAAGUAUGCUACGGUCAGCAUAAAAUCGAAGAAUACAUUAAAAUUUUCAAAAGGCCUACACUCGGUAGCAUAUGUAUAUGUUAUUUAUAUUUUGAUCUUAUGAGUUGUUCAUCCAAUUUUGGUAUUUUUGUUUUUCAAGUUAGUUACUGCUUACUGUAGAAACACGAAUGGGACAGAGGCGCCCAAGCAAACGCCUUUUAUACAGGCUCCCUUUGGAAUUACCUUGUUAGGCUAUUAAUGUUCUAUAUUUACAAGUUUUGGAAAUCUAUAAAUGUUUAUCGUAUUUAGAUGCUCACUGUACUUACACAGGUAGUAGAACUAAAAGUGCUACAUAAUUCAAUAACUUUUUAUUAAUAAAGAAGUAGUUUAUUUGAAUUAAAAAAGAAUGUGAUUUAUACCACUAUAAUUAAAUUAAUAAUUUUAUUUAGUUUAUUUAGAAUGUCAAUUUUACGAGACAGCGAACUUGUUUAUAUUUAUAUAAGUAGGAAAAGAUUUGAAAAUAUUAUGUAUAUUGACAAUUAAACUAUUGGAAUAUACAUGUUUAUUACUAACCUAUGAUGAGUAAGAUAUUUAAAAUAUAAUCUGUUAUUGUUACUAUUAUGUUUUAAAUUAUUCCUUUGCAAAUUCAAAGAAUUAGGUACCCGUAUCAAAUAUGAUUUGAAGAUUUUGUAAAAUUUUAUCAACCUAAAUAUUUUGUUAAACAAUUUACUCAUGGACACAACCUUCGACAGGAACUAUAUUUUAUACGUCUUUGUAAGGUGUUCAGCCUGGUUUCUUUAUAAAUGGUGUA